AAUGUCCGCUUCCAUGUGGACAUCACUUGUGCCACACCUCCGGCCGACACCACCAAUGGAUCGCUCGACAAGCCUACAGACAAACCCACUAUUUAUUGCAUUACAUUCACAUUGAUUUCGGGUCCGUUGCGUCGAUUCAAGCGUAUCUGCGAUCACAUUCAGGCACAGGUGUUGGGCAGUCGGAGGGCCGGCGGUCAGCACUCGCCGCGAAUGGGUCGGCGGCCGACCCGCGAGUUGAGUGACACGAGUUCUUGCGGUUCGUGCGGUUCGGACAGCCUAUCGCCGACACCGACACGACUGCACGUCAGCGAAGACACCGUGAGUUUGGCGGCGGCUGUGGUCAACACGAGCACAACUAACCUGACGGGUGCGCUGUCCCGGUGUAAGUCAGAUCAGGACGCGGCCAAAGACAUCUUCGAGAGAGAGGCCAAACUGAUGAAUGAGAGACGACAAGAGAGCGUUCGUCUCAUCGCUAAUCUCACAAACGGAAGGCGUCUUAGUUUAGAGCCCAAACUUCAAACCGACAAAGUAUGAGAUGAUUAGCCAUUUAUUGGUUCAAUUGAUUCGCCAACUGAUUUGGGAUUCACUCUCUCACUCAUCUCAAUAAAUAUAUAUUAAAUACAAAUAUUAACACAAUUUUGUGCAUCGAUUGGUUCAUUGAAAAGACAAUUCAAUUGUUUGAUUGAAUAUUGGUUUUGUAUAAUCGAAAUGUUUUUUACAUCAAUUAAAAAGUGCAAUACAUAUAUGUGUUUGAAAUUAAAUGUUUGAAACAAAGGCCAACCGAAUGGAUAUUAUGUACUAUUUGUGUAAUUAAUUCACAUAAGAAUCGAAAACUUUAUAAUUAAAAUCAAUUGAGGAUUAAAACUAUGAGUGAAAAUCAGUGAAAAUAAAUGCCAAAAACAAACCAAACGAACAGAAUAUUCAAUGAAUUAAUGAAAAAUAUUCACAAAUGAAUA
Molecule: messenger RNA, 956 nt
Organism: Medioppia subpectinata
Lineage: Eukaryota; Metazoa; Arthropoda; Arachnida; Sarcoptiformes; Oppiidae
Source: the annotation of a GenBank genome assembly